AUGAAACGUCUGGAAAGAUUGGUUGCAAUAAUUCUGUGUCUGCUUGAGUCCGACAGCCGGCGAGAAAUGACCGAAAAAUUCAGAGCUGGCAAGCAGCGAGAUAAUGGAUAUCCGAAAGAGAAGGAUGCCGAUGAGAAGAUCUAUAAACGGCCUGGCAUCAUUUUAGAUGCAGGUGGGAGACAGAUGGCCAUUAGACUCACUGUCAAAGCCGGUGUCUUCACUGCGACUUUGUAG
Messenger RNA from Penicillium samsonianum, 234 nucleotides. RefSeq lists its product as uncharacterized. The transcript is spliced from 2 exons. NCBI's taxonomy places the organism in Eukaryota, Fungi, Ascomycota, Eurotiomycetes, Eurotiales, Aspergillaceae. The coding region runs from base 1 to 234 and encodes 77 amino acids. The record is from RefSeq and is a predicted model, not a curated record.